Protopterus annectens (West African lungfish) is the source of this 3605-nucleotide messenger RNA. It is a transcript of the gene SUPT5H, whose product is annotated as SPT5 homolog, DSIF elongation factor subunit. Gene Ontology annotation, cellular component: DSIF complex. NCBI's taxonomy places the organism in Eukaryota, Metazoa, Chordata, Ceratodontiformes, Protopteridae. Gene Ontology annotation, biological process: transcription elongation by RNA polymerase II; regulation of transcription by RNA polymerase II; transcription elongation-coupled chromatin remodeling. The transcript has 25 exons. The record is from RefSeq and is a predicted model, not a curated record. Bases 1 to 2943 code for a protein of 980 amino acids. Gene Ontology annotation, molecular function: mRNA binding; protein binding.
AUGUAUAUACUGUCUUUCUUGCUCCUAGCUUCAAAUAUCGAUAAUACUGUAUUGAAUGAAGACCUCUCAGGAGCUCGGAGACUGGAGAAUCUAUGGAGGAACCAAAGAGAAGAGGAGCUUGGAGAAUAUUACAUGAGGAAAUAUGCCAAGCCAACUGGUGAACACAUGUUUGGCUUGUCAGAUGAACUUUCAGAUGACAUCACCCAGCAGCAGUUACUGCCCGGAGUCAAGGAUCCAAACUUGUGGACAGUCAAAUGUCGUAUUGGAGAGGAGCGGGCUACUGCUAUUUCUCUGAUGAGAAAAUUUAUUGCUUACCAGCAUACAGACACACCUCUAAUGAUAAAGGCUGUUGUUGCUCCUGAGCAUGUAAAGGGUUAUGUUUAUAUUGAAGCUUACAAGCAAACUCACUUGAAGCAGGCUAUCGAGGGUGUGGGAAAUCUAAGAAUGGGGUUCUGGAACCAGCAGAUGGUCCCCAUCAAGGAAAUGACAGAUGUUUUAAAAGUAGUGAAAGAAGUCUCAAAUCUUAAGGCCAAGUCAUGGGUUCGUCUGAAAAGAGGCCUCUACAAAGACGACAUUGCUCAGGUGGAUUAUGUAGAACCAAGCCAGAACACCAUUUCACUGAAGAUGAUUCCUCGUAUCGAUUAUGAUAGAAUUAAAGCUCGUAUGAGCUUGAAAGACUGGUUUGCCAAGAGAAAAAAGUUUAAAAGGCCCCCUCAGAGACUGUUUGAUGCCGAAAAAAUUAGGUCUAUUGGUGGAGAAGUUACCACUGAUGGUGAUUUCCUUAUUUUUGAAGGGAAUCGUUACAGCAGAAAAGGAUUCCUGUUCAAGAGCUUUGCUAUGUCUGCUGUUAUUACUGAAGGAGUCAAACCUACUUUGUCAGAGCUGGAGAAGUUUGAGGAUCAGCCUGAAGGGAUAGAUCUGGAGCUUGUAACUGAAGGCACUGGAAAAGAGCGGGAGCAUAACUUGCAGCCAGGUGACAAUGUGGAAGUCUGUGAAGGUGAAUUGAUAAAUCUCCAGGGUAAAAUCCUCAGUGUCGAUGGAAAUAAAAUCACCAUAAUGCCAAAGCAUGAAGAUCUCAAGGAUAUACUCGAGUUUCCAGCUCAGGAGUUGAGAAAAUAUUUCAGAAUGGGUGACCAUGUUAAAGUUAUUGCAGGGCGAUAUGAAGGUGACACAGGUCUCAUUGUUCGAGUGGAGGAGAAUUUUGUAAUUCUGUUUUCAGAUCUUACCAUGCAUGAGCUGAAAGUGCUUCCAAGGGACUUACAGUUGUGCUCAGAGACUGCAUCUGGUGUAGAUGUAGGCGGACAGCACGAAUGGGGAGAGCUCGUUCAGCUGGAUCCCGAGACAACGGGGGUUAUUGUUCGGCUUGAAAGAGAAACAUUUCAGGUGUUAAAUAUGUAUGGCAAGAUUGUAACUGUUCGACAUCAGGCAGUUAACCGGAAGAAAGAUAAUCGUUUUGCUGUGGCCUUGGAUUCAGAGCAGAAUAGCGUUCAUGUUAAAGACAUAGUCAAAGUGAUUGAUGGACCGCAUUCGGGUCGUGAAGGAGAAAUCAGGCAUUUGUUCAGAGGUUUUGCCUUCCUACAUUGUAAAAAGCUGGUUGAAAAUGGAGGAAUGUUUGUUUGUAAGACUCGGCAUCUGGUUCUUGCAGGUGGAUCAAAGCCUAGAGAUGUUACCAACUUCACUUUUGGAUUUACUCCCAUGAGUCCUCGAAUUAGCAGUCCUUCACACCCUAGUGGAGGAGGGCAAAGAGGUGGUUUUGGUGGUGGAAUGGGACGGGGUCGAGGCCGCAGAGACAGUGACCUUAUUGGACAGACCAUACGUAUUUCACAGGGACCUUAUAAAGGUUACAUUGGAGUGGUAAAAGAUGCCACAGAAUCAACGGCACGUGUUGAGCUCCAUUCUACUUGUCAGACCAUCUCAGUGGAUCGGCAACGUCUCACAACUAUUGGUGGAAAAAGGCCAGGAACAGGGUCUGCGUAUUCUCGCACACCUAUGUAUGGUUCCCAAACACCUAUGUAUGGUUCUGGCUCCAGAACACCCAUGUAUGGGUCACAGACACCAAUCCAUGAUGGAAGCCGAACUCCUCACUAUGGUUCUCAAACUCCAAUCCACGAUGGUAGUAGAACACCAGCACAGAGUGGUGCUUGGGACCCUAGCAAUCCAAACACUCCCUCCAGAGCUGAGGAAGAGUAUGAUUACGCUUAUGAUGAUGAGCCUUCACCUUCUCCACAUGGGUAUGGAGGAACGCCAAAUCCACAAACCCCAGGAUAUCCAGAUGCUCCAUCACCUCAGGUUAAUCCUCAGUACAACCCUCAGACUCCAGGAACCCCUGCAAUGUACAACACAGAUCAGUACUCGCCUUAUGCAGCACCAUCACCACAAGGCUCGUAUCAGCCCAGUCCAAGCCCACAAAAUUACACUCAAGUUGCUCCAAGUCCUGUUGGGUACCAGAAUACCAGUUCACCAGCCAGUUACCACCCCACACCAUCACCAAUGGCAUAUCAGGCCAGUCCAAGUCCUAGUCCUGUUGGUUAUAGUCCAAUGACACCUGGUGCUCCAUCUCCUGGUGCGUAUAAUCCACAUACUCCAGGAUCCGGAAUCGAUCAGACAUCAAGUGACUGGGUCACAACAGAUAUUUUAAUCACUGUUAGAGACACAUAUAGUGAUGGCCAAGUUGUGGGCCGGACUGGAGUUAUACGCAAUGUGACAGGUGGCAUAUGCUCAGUUUUCUUACAAGAAAGUGAAAAAGUUGUCAGUAUACCUAGUGAACAUCUUGAACCAGUUACACCAGUUAAAAAUAAUAAGGUGAAAGUAAUCCUUGGAGAAGACAGGGAAGCUACAGGUGUUCUUCUGAGUAUUGAUGGUGAGGAUGGAAUUGUUCGUAUGGAGUUGGAUGAGCAGUUGAAGAUUCUUAACCUGAGGUUCUUGGGAAAGCUUGAAACAUAGGACUGAGCAGAGUAGCUUUUAUUGAUGAAUUAUUUUCAUCAUCAUUUACAUUGUAAAUGCCUAUUUUAUUGUUGCUGCGUUAUGUUCUUUUUUUUCACAUCCAGAUUGCCACCAUCACAGAAAUUUUCCUCGACUUGAAGAUUGUGAAUGUUUUCUCACUGCAUCAUAAAAAGGAUUAAGCAUUAGUUGAAGUUUGUACAGAUUUUAUAACUUCAGAAAUGUAAAGUUCUGACUUUGGAAUUCUCCUUGUUGAGUUUGUUUGAAAUGUCCUUCUGUUUCCUGACUGUGACUGUUUUUCUCUAAAGCUUCUUUGCUCAUGGCCACAAGCAUCCUUUGCUGAUGCUUGCCAUGACAUUGGGUGCUGCACUAGGAGCCUCUGAGCCUUCUCUUGGCUCUUAUUUGCUCUUCUCAUAGUUCACAUCUUGAUCCUGAUGUGAGACAUGGACAAGUUCCUGUUUUUGAUGCCUAAAGCAGGCAAACCAUGAAAGUGUUACUAUCACAACCAUAUUAUAAGCCAGACACACACAUUGCUAUUGUCUACAUUGCUUAUUGAAGUCUCAGAAUUUCAACUCGGACAUCUGUAAAAGCAGCAAUGAGGUGUUCCUGGUGUACCUUACUAUUUGUAGGAUGGUGUCAGUUUAGAGUGCCCAGCAAAUGGCCAA